AUGUUCGGUGGAAAUAAGCCCUUAUUUGGAGCUCCGGCAACAACAACCGCUUCUUCGACAACCCCAAGUACAGGCAAGUUGUUUUCUAUUGAGUAUUUAUUGGUUUAGGUCUGUUCGGACAAACUUCCCAGCCCAGUACCGGCUUUUCCUUUGGCCAGCCUGCCACAUCUGCUCCAUCCACCAACCUAUUUGGAGGCCAGACAUCUGGAGGUGUUUUUGGAGCUAAGCCAGCCGCAGGUGGAUUAUUUUCGGGUCUCUCGACUUCAACUGCUGCUCCUACAUCAACUCCCGGAUUAUUCGGCACUCCAGCGGCUUCAACUGCUCCGGCGGCGGCUUCAACUCCGGCUGGAAGUUUGUUUGGAACUCCGAAGACUACCGCCGCUCCUCCCAGUUUUUCGUUUGGGCAGGCAGCCACACCAGCCGCCUCAACCAGCCUUUUCGGAGCCCCAGCAUCUGGAGGUGGUAUAUUUGGAGCCCAGCCGGCCGCCACAACAGCUGCUCCAGCGUCGGUUGGCCUGUUCGGGACGCCAGCACCAAGUACGGCACCUUCUGCGACGUCUGCUCCAGCGUCGGGUGGUCUGUUUGGGGCUCCAGCAGCUAGCACGGCACCUAGUGCAACAUCGGCUCCAAGUUUAUUUGGAGCCCCGGCUUCGAGCACCGCCACUUCCUCAGCUGCACCAGGAGGAUUAUUUGGAGCCGCAGCCACUGCAACGACCACUGCUGCGCCGGCUGGAGGAUUAUUUGGAGCCACUACAACGUCAACUGCAGCUUCGGCACCAGCUUCAGGCGGACUUUUCUCCGGUUUUUCGACUUCAACUGCUCCGACAUCGACUACCGGUGGAUUAUUUGGGACUCCGGCGGCUUCAACUGCCCCCACGGUAACUUCAACACCUGCAACUUCCGGUUUAUUUGGAGCUCCGAAGACCGGCGCCGCUCAGACUGGGAUUUCCUUUGGCCAGCCAGCCGCACCAGCCGCCUCGACCGGCCUCUUUGGAGCCCCGGCGUCUGGAGGUCUGUUUGGAGCCAAACCAGCCACAACAACCGCUGCGCCAGCGUCGGGUGGGCUUUUUGGCGCUCCAGCAGCAAGCACGGCACCUAGUACAACAUCAGCUCCAAGUUUGUUUGGAACCCCGGCUGCGAGUACCGCCACUUCGUCAGCUGCUCCAGGAGGGUUAUUUGGAGCCACGUCCACCGCCACGACCACUGCUGCGCCGGCAGCAGGGUUAUUUGGAGCAACUGCUACGUCAACUGCAACUUCGGCUCCAGCUCCAGGCGCAGGGUUAUUUGGAGCGACUACAACUUCAACUGCAGCUUCCGCACCCGCUCCAGGCGGACUUUUCUCAUCCCUUUCGACUUCAACUGCCCCCACAUCAACUUCCGGUGGACUAUUUGGAGCUCCGGCGGCUUCAACUGCCCCUUCGGUGACCUCAGCUCCUUCAGCAGGCGGUAUUUUUGGAGCUGCAAAAACUGGCGCUGCACUUUCUCUUGGAACAACUCCGGCUACUGGAACCCUCGGAGCUGCCAAACCCGCUGAUUCGACGCAAGGACUGCAGGGAAAACUGAAGUUUACCGAGUUGGACACGUUAUUGAACAAGUUGUCCAUUGAUCUUCAAGAACAAGAUAAUCGGUUCCAAGAAAUUUUGACGCAGGUCAACCAACAGGAUCUGGUACUCUUUGAUAGACAACAGAAGGUGAGAAAGGAGCGAUUUUGGAUUUGAGAAUGGCUUGAGAGAGAUUUUAAGGUUUUUGGAUGUUGCACUGUGCGAUAAAAGAGAAUUUUUAUUAUUGCACAGUGCAGAAAGGAAUUUUUUAUAAAAUUUUUGGCGAGGUAGUAGAUUAGUGGACUGACAUUCUGUUUUUAUAAUAACAACGAAGAUUUUUGAUUCGUGAGUUUGUAAUUAAAAAAAAAUUUGAUUUUUGCACUGUGCAGUCAAAAAAAAAAAAAAUUCUUUUUGAAAAUUUUAAUUUGAUUGAAUUUCAGUUGGAAGAAGUUGUCAAAGACCUAGAUGCCCUCGAGAAGGAUCACUUCCGCUUUUCGACUCAUGUGGAAAUGCUGGAAGAGCAACAAAACGAAGCCAGAAAAUUUAUUGAAGAAAUGGAGAAGAAACUUGGAUUGCCCGCCUUCAAUGAUCCCCAACAGCCAGGCCCAGCCUCAACAUUGAAUGUGGAUGUCAAGAGAGCUGCACUGUAAGCGUUUGAAAAUUUUUGAUCUCGUAUUUAGGUUGUUUCUCCGAGUUUUGACCGCUGUGCUGUGCAGUGAAAACCUUUUUUCGAAAUUUUGAUGGAUUAGAGUUUUGGAUCAAAAACUUUUAAUUUUCCUAUGUCAGGAGGGCUUUUGAAAGGGUUUGAAAUUCGUAUUUUAAGACGAUUGGCCAUUUUAUUGGAUUUUUCAGACAUUACUUUUGAAAAAUCAAGUGUAAUAUCCGAAUAUUUUAGGCUCCAACUCCUCCUCGAGACUGAUAUCGCCGCCAAACAGCUUGAUAAUGAAGUAGAAGACGCCACUCAACAACUCCAAUCCCUCCGAAACAUCAAAACCAAGAUCCAGAAGAACACGGAGACGGAUGGAAAAUCAGCUCUAGAACAAUUGCAAGCAAUUUUGUCAUGCCAAAUGGAAGCGAUUGUUGGUCUGGAAGAGGAAUCCGACGAAUUGGCCAAAAGACUCGCCGCUGUUCGCGCUCAGCGAUAA
Messenger RNA from Bursaphelenchus xylophilus (pine wood nematode), 2686 nucleotides. The record is from the annotation of a GenBank genome assembly. NCBI's taxonomy places the organism in Eukaryota, Metazoa, Nematoda, Chromadorea, Rhabditida, Aphelenchoididae.